Messenger RNA from Ipomoea triloba (trilobed morning glory), 1518 nucleotides. Its product is annotated as phosphatidylinositol/phosphatidylcholine transfer protein SFH2-like. Lineage: Eukaryota; Viridiplantae; Streptophyta; Magnoliopsida; Solanales; Convolvulaceae. The record is from RefSeq and is a predicted model, not a curated record. The transcript has 11 exons. The coding region runs from base 308 to 1321 and encodes 337 amino acids.
UUAAUGCUGAUCACUAUAAAUCAGCAAUAUAAUCAUCAUGCAAAUCAAGGGACUAACACUCUACAUACAGCUCUAUACAUUCUAUUAUCAUCUAGCUAGUGCUAAGCUAGUAGUGUUUUUGCUUUAUUAAAGAUUCUCAUCACUUCUGGGAAGAGAGAAAAGGUGAAAGGAAUUGAAACAGCUUCAUUCGGAGAAUUGAAUUGAAGCUCAUGUUUUUAUAAGAACUAGAGGCCAUAUAUCAAUUUGUCACAGAAUUGAAGCAAAUUAAAAGAAGAUUGUUGGGGCGGGAGAGAGAAUAUAUUAUAAUAUGGUGUUCAUCACAGAAGAGAUUAUCAGACAAUUGCAGAAGUUGAUGGAUGAUAUUGAUGAACCACUCAAGAGGACUUUCCAGAAUGUACAUCAAGGGUAUCCAACCGAGACUCUUGUGAGGUUUCUCAAAGCCAGAGAUGGGAAUGUCUCUAAAACCCAUAAAAUGCUUCUUGACAGUUUGAACUGGAGGGUUCAAAAUGACAUUGAUAAUAUAUUAUCUAAGCCAAUUCUUCCUUCUAAUUUGUAUAGAGCAAUAAGGGACUCCCAUCUUGUAGGAAUGUCUGGAUACUCGAAAGAGGGUCUUCCCAUCAUUGCCAUUGGUGCAGGGCUCAGCUCUUUCGACAAAGCAUCUGUUAACUAUUAUGUUCAAUCACACAUCCAAAUGAACGAAUACCGGGACCGAGUCUUACUGCCUUCUGCAACCAAAAAAUUUGGGCGGCAUAUUGGUACAUGUAUAAAGGUUUUGGACAUGACUGGUCUUAGGCUUUCUUCUCUAAAUCAUAUUAAGAUUCUGACUGCUAUAUCAACCAUAGAUGAGCUGAAUUAUCCCGAGAAGACAGACGCAUAUUACAUCGUUAAUGCGCCAUACGUGUUUUCAGCAUGCUGGAAGGCAGUGCGACCCCUAUUACAAGAGAGAACAAAGUUGAAAGUUCAAGUUUUGCCAGGUUCAGGGAAGAAUGAGCUAUUGAAGAUAAUGGAUUAUGCAUCCCUGCCACAUUUCUGCAACAGAGACGGCUCUGGCUCAGGCUCAGGCUCUUCCAGGCAUUCCAGAAAUGGCAAAGUUGACAACAAUUGUUUCUCCAUGGACCAUGCCUUCCAUCAGCAGCUUUACAACUACACGAAGCAGCAAGCAGAGGUGACACCAAUGAAAGGGGGGUCAGUCCGUGUUGCCUUCCCCGAGCCAGAUCCCGACGAUAUCAAGAUCUCUGAAACUAUAGAGUCAGAGUUUCAGAAACUGCAUGGGAAUGAAACUUGUAAUGCAUUCCUUGAAAUUAAGAUCAAUGGUGAUUGAAGGUUGAAAGAGUGAGAAGUGAAACCUGAUGGUGGAGUAUGGUAUGGUGAUCUUAGUUUGUAUAUUAGUCCUAUAUAAACUUUGCAAGGAGAUGGUUCUCUGAUGCCAUAAGAAAACAAUUUUAUUUGGACAUACAAUUUGUUAAAGUAAGAGGUCCAAUUAUUUCAAAUAAAAAUUCUCUCUUUUUUUUUCUUUUU